Rosa rugosa (rugosa rose) is the source of this 798-nucleotide messenger RNA. Its product is annotated as putative F-box/FBD/LRR-repeat protein At4g03220. Gene Ontology annotation, molecular function: protein binding. The transcript has a single exon. Lineage: Eukaryota; Viridiplantae; Streptophyta; Magnoliopsida; Rosales; Rosaceae. The coding region runs from base 1 to 798 and encodes 265 amino acids. The record is from RefSeq and is a predicted model, not a curated record.
AUGGGAAACAUAUUUUCUUACUGUUUCACUUACAAGGAAGCUUCAGAUCGGUGGAGCGAGGAGGAAGAAGAAAACAAGCGCCAUGAGCAACGAGACAAAGCUUCAGUUGACAGAGUCAGCGGCCUCCCAGAUCGGUGCAUUUAUGAGGAGGAAGAAAACAAGCACCAUGAGAAGAGAAACAGUACUAACUUAGCUGACAGAAUCAGUGAUCUCCCAGAUGAUAUGUUGCAUCUCAUACUCUCGUUCCUACCUUUCAAAUCCGUCGGGCAAACCAGUGUCUUAUCUCGAAGAUGGAGUCAUGUAUGGUCUUCCUAUCCCAUCUUUGACUUCUACGACAUUUUUACUGGUAAUGAAGUUCUUCAUCACCAGACGAGAGCAAGGAUCAUAAACACAGUAUUGGCUCGCCAGGACGAAAACUAUAAUAUAAUGUGUCCAUGCCUCAAAAUUCCCUUCCCAAGCGGCAGUUUAGGUCAAUUUCGAAGAGUUGGGGAAGAUCCAAACGAUGCUUGUUUUGCUAGGGUUGAGCAACUAGUACUGGACAUAUCCUUGAGUACUGAAAACACAUAUGUUUUGCCUCAAUGCCAACUUAAGUGCCAAUCACUAAGGAGUAGUAGCUGUGGGAAUUCAAAGGCAUGGCUAGGGUUUCCCUCUUCUUAUGUUGUUUGGUCUUACCUCCUUUCACUUCAAUCUUUGUCUCUAAGUCGUAUGGAUUUCUUGGAUAGUAGUCAUAGUACUAGCGCUUUGGAUGUGGAUUUAUUUUCUGGUUCUUCUUCCCUUGUCUCGAAAAAUUGGAGAUAG